AUGUUGCUCACCAAGUCCAUGACGGCCUCCAAGAAGGUUGUCCAGGCCAAGCAAGCUGCAGAUUCGGCCACGGCACGGCCCGGGUCUGGCGGGGAGACGACCGAGACGGUCAAUGCCCCUCUCAAGGGCGCGCAGAACCGGUCGCCGCCGCCAGCGUCGGAGCCACGGGUGGAUGGUGCGGUGGUCGACGAGACGGAGGACGACGAGGUCCGGGUCACCCUGCGGAGGGUGGUGGCUACGCUGGCGGACGAGCGUCGGGCUCGGCUGGAGAUGUCCCAGAAGGUAUAG
This is a messenger RNA of Linum trigynum, 288 nucleotides long. The record is from the annotation of a GenBank genome assembly. NCBI's taxonomy places the organism in Eukaryota, Viridiplantae, Streptophyta, Magnoliopsida, Malpighiales, Linaceae.